Messenger RNA from Monopterus albus (swamp eel), 1203 nucleotides. RefSeq names its product muscle-specific beta 1 integrin binding protein 2 (gene mibp2). Lineage: Eukaryota; Metazoa; Chordata; Actinopteri; Synbranchiformes; Synbranchidae. The record is from RefSeq and is a predicted model, not a curated record. The transcript has 8 exons. The coding region runs from base 252 to 887 and encodes 211 amino acids.
CUCUGCCCGAUAUGUGUAGUAGCGGCAGUGCACACCCGUCCUCUUUCAGUGGAAGACAGUGACCGAGCGAUAUAUCUUCUCUGCACUUACUCACUCAACCCAAGUGCCAUGGAGGAAUCAGCUAGUUGACGUUUUCUGUUGCAACCUUCUCUUUUUAAUUCUUCUUCCCGUCUGAUCAUUGGGCUCCCGAACCGUUUUACUGACGUUUUAAACUCUAAACGACUUUCCACGAGCUUGGACCAUCCGCAAACAUGAAGUACAUCAUCGGCAUCGGAGGCGUAACCAAUGGAGGGAAAACCACCCUCACCAACAGGCUGAUCAAAACCCUGCCCAACUGUUGUGUGGUACAUCAGGAUGACUUUUUUAAGCCCCAAGAUCAGAUUGAAGUUGGUGAAGAUGGCUUUAAGCAGUACGAUGUCAUCACUGCAAUGGACAUGGACGCCAUGAUGAGUACGAUCUAUGCAUGGUUGGAGAACCCGGUGAAGUUUGAGAAGUCUCAUGGCGUUAAUAACACCCUGGACGCUGAGAUCGUUGUGAAGCCUGACCAUAAGAAGGAGGAGGAGGAAGAGGAGGAGGAGAUUCACAUCCUUAUUGUGGAGGGCUUUCUGCUUUACACCUACAAGCCUUUGAUCGACGUGCUGAACCAAUCUUACUUUAUUUCCAUCCCAUAUGAAGAAUGCAAAAAGAGGAGGUGCUCAAGGAACUACACUGUGCCAGACCCCCCCGGCCUUUUCGAUGGCCACGUUUGGCCCAUGUAUUUAAAACACAAGAACAUCAUGGAGGCAUCAGGUGUUGAUGUUGUGCAGCUAGAUGGAACCAAGUCAAGGGAACAACUGUUCAACUUUGUCUAUGGUGACAUCCUGAAUAACAUCCAGAAGUCUCUGUAACAAAGGUCAUAUGAUCAGCUAAAAAGAGUAUACUCAGCCUGCAAGCAGAAGACAACCUUGGCUUAAGUUUCUACCUGGUAGCUCAUUUAGCUGACUGCUAUGUUUUUUUGUUUUUUUUUUUUUUGUUUUUUUUUAUGUAAAUGUUUAAAUGGCAGCAGGAAAUGCUGGCAUGAUUUUAUAUCGACAAUAUUUAUUGCUUUGAUACAGCCUACACUUGAGUUGAUGGAUAUGUUCAGAAGAUGGUUGCACAUAUCAAUAAAUGGUCCUCUUGCAAAGUCUGCUCUGGUUACUUUAAGGAUAUAGUUGUACUAAAGCU